Messenger RNA from Corylus avellana, 1265 nucleotides. RefSeq names its product expansin-A4. The record is from RefSeq and is a predicted model, not a curated record. Gene Ontology annotation, cellular component: extracellular region. Lineage: Eukaryota; Viridiplantae; Streptophyta; Magnoliopsida; Fagales; Betulaceae. Gene Ontology annotation, biological process: plant-type cell wall organization.
UUCCCCCACCCCCCAACCCUAGGCCACUCCAUAAGUACCCCCACGUUCAUCCUGCUUUCCAUUCGCCUCACCCAACCCCAACGCACUCCUCUCUUUCUCUCUCUCUCUGUGUCUGUCUCCCACAAACACACAAUGGCUCCAAUGAGUGUGCUAAGCAUUGCUACACUUCUCAUUCUCUUUGCGGUGGCUGACGCUAGAAUCCCCGGGAUUUACACCGAUGGGCAGUGGGAGAGCGCCCACGCUACCUUCUAUGGUGGCAACGACGCCUCUGGAACUAUGGGUGGUGCCUGUGGAUACGGCAAUCUCUACAGCCAAGGCUACGGAGUGAAUACGGCUGCAUUGAGCACUGCGCUCUUCAACAACGGGCUGAGCUGUGGCGCGUGCUUCGAGAUCAAGUGUGCCAACGACCCCAGGUGGUGCAACCCUGGCAGCCCUUCCAUUUUAGUCACGGCCACCAACUUCUGCCCCCCCAACUUUGCUCAACCCAGCGACAAUGGCGGCUGGUGCAACCCCCCCAGGCCUCACUUCGACCUCGCCAUGCCCAUGUUCCUUAAGAUCGCUGAGUACCGCGCCGGAAUCGUCCCCGUUUCCUACCGCCGGGUCCCAUGCCGAAAGCAAGGAGGAAUCAGAUUCACGAUCAAUGGAUUCCGUUACUUCAACCUGGUUCUGGUCACCAACGUCGCGGGCGCAGGAGAUAUCGUGCGCGUGAGCGUGAAGGGGACGAACACUGCCUGGAUGAGCAUGAGCCGCAACUGGGGCCAGAACUGGCAAUCCAACGCCGUUUUGAUGGGCCAGGCUCUGUCGUUCAGGGUCACGGGCAGUGACAAGCGCACCUCCACCUCAUGGAACGUGGCACCAGCACAUUGGCAGUUCGGUCAGACUUUCAAUGGAAAGAAUUUCCGCGUCUGAGUCCUUUUUCUUACCGCGCUCUAUAUUUUUAAUUUUUAACUUCUUUAAGUUUCCCGCUUUCAAUUUUCCUUUAUUUUCCCGGGAAAAUUUGGAAGUGGUGGGGUAGUAAAGUAAUAGAAGGUGAAAAAAAAAAUGGUGAUAGGUAGGAAAGUCACUCAGUGAGUGUGUGGUAACUUUUUCUUUUUAGCUUUAUUAUGUUAGUUUAAAGGUGUGUCUGUCUUAAUGGCGGCCGAGUUUAAAGUGUAUGGGCUGAAGUGGCUGCAAUAAGAAACAUGUAGCCCGCAGCUCUUAUUAUUAUAUGUUUUCGAUACUUUAAUAUAAUAUAUAUAUAUAUAGUGUAAUGAGAAACUUUUUAA